Triticum aestivum (bread wheat) is the source of this 999-nucleotide messenger RNA. RefSeq names its product ABC transporter G family member 3-like. The record is from RefSeq and is a predicted model, not a curated record. The transcript is spliced from 6 exons. Gene Ontology annotation, molecular function: ABC-type transporter activity. NCBI's taxonomy places the organism in Eukaryota, Viridiplantae, Streptophyta, Magnoliopsida, Poales, Poaceae. Bases 1 to 999 code for a protein of 332 amino acids. Gene Ontology annotation, cellular component: membrane.
AUGGACGAGGAAGAUGCCGUCGGGAUCUCGCGGAGCUGCCCAGAUCUCAGCAGCUGCCGCGAGAUGAAAUGCCCGGCCGCCGCCAUCAUAGGAUCCCCUACGAGCUUUGCGGAUGGUCCCCUCAGGCAGCGGGAAGAUGAGGGGAAGGAGAGGCGGGCUCAGGAGUCAUCGACGGUGGCGUUUCCCCCAUGUAGCCAGAUCGGGGCGACGCGGGGAAGCAAAAUUAACAGCCUGGACCCUGGAGAGGAUGAUCAAGGGGAUUUCUCUUCAGUGAGCAUGGACACUGCUGUGGCGAUCCGGACACUAGAAGCAACAUACAAAUCAUCGGCUGAAGCUGCUGCUGUUGAAUCCAUGAUUGCAAAAUUGAUUGACAAGGUUAGGAUUUCUGCGAUAUUUGUGUUUGUUUCGUUUCUUGUCCUUCUGAGUGUUUGCGAAGUGCCUGCUCAUAUUGAUGAGAUCAAGAUAUAUUCCCAUGAGGAUUCAAACCGGCAUUAUGGGACAUUGGUUUUCCUACUAGGCCACUUCCUAUCCAGCGUCUCCUUCCUAUUUCUGGUGUCCAUUUCGUCGUCGUUGGUUUUCUACUCCCUGAUUGGCCUCAGGAAUGAGUUCAGCUUCCUUAUGUACUUUAUAAUCACCAUCUUUAUGUGCCUAUUGGCGAACGAAGCGCUCAUGAUGAUUGUUGCGUACAUCUGGCUUGAGACUUACAAGUGCAUCUUAACCUUGAUUUGCUUAUAUGGCUUGGUCCAGAACGAGUAUGUCAGUACAUCAUUUGCAGUCGGGGCCACGAGGACGAUACCCGGCGUGCAGGCUGUCCAAGGCUUGUAUGGCAUAUCAUCGUCGACGGGUGCCAAGUGGAUGAAUCUCCUUGUUUUGUUCCUGAUGGCGAUCGGCUACUGGGUCGUCUUGUAUGUUUUGCUUCGUCUAGAUGUGAGGAGACAUGUGAGGCUUGGCAGGUGCUCCUGCUGGCCCAGCAUCCACACCAUUGCAGCUCCAAAGUGA